Messenger RNA from Stomoxys calcitrans (stable fly), 24766 nucleotides. RefSeq lists its product as uncharacterized. The record is from RefSeq and is a predicted model, not a curated record. The coding region runs from base 76 to 24672 and encodes 8198 amino acids. The transcript is spliced from 12 exons. Lineage: Eukaryota; Metazoa; Arthropoda; Insecta; Diptera; Muscidae.
ACCGAAAGGAAACAAAUCUAAAGGACUAUUGCUACAAAGGCAGCAAACUUGUGGUGCAACCAUAAGCAACGCAUAAUGGAGGAAGAAGCCAAUCAAAAUAUUGGUGACAAGAAACAAACGAAUAAUAAUAAUGGAAUAGCCGAAAGUUCUUUGGAAUUUAUACGCAACGAAGGUGUUGAUGGUGAUGGGGAUGUGGAUAUGGUUGCUGCUGAGGUGGAUCAAAAUUAUAACAUUGAAAUUCAAAGGGGCGGCUUAGGGCUGUCGGAAGAGGCAAGUGAAAAAUGUUCCACGGAUUUGGCUCCCCAUCAGACGGAUAUUGACAAUAAAUCAUUUGAAACGUCGACUAAAGUUGAUACUGAAGUAGCUGUUGGCAGUCCUUUGGAUACUCUACCGAAUGCCUUGAACAUCGAAACGGAAUUUGUUAAACUAGAGUUCACAACUGAGGCACCGUGUUCCAUUAGUCCUCAAAUGAGUCCUGAAAUCUCUGAAAAUGUUAGCGCAGAUACAACAGAUGAAAAUUUUGUUACACCUGAAGAGUUAUAUAUAAAUGAUACUGGGGAGGCCGCAUACAACAACAAUAACGAAACAGAUCAAAAAGAUUUGGAAGUCCUAUCCCCACCCAUGGGGUUUGAAGAUGAUUUUAAUGAUCCAACUGAUGCAGUCGAUGAUUAUUAUGAUGCCGAGGGAUGUACCGGUUUUGGAACAGUUGAAACACUGGAUUCGCCAUUGAAAACAUCAUCUGUGGUUGAACUUCUAGCAGCCAUGGCCUUAGGACCAAUGCUGGCAGUACCAGCAGCCGAUGAACCAGCCGCUUUAACAGCUGCUGAACUGAUUACCAUGAAUGAGCUUAAGAAUCUGGCAUUGGCCGAAAUUAGGGCUCGUUCCCAUGAUAUGUAUCCUCACAGUUUAGGCGUAAUACACGAAGAAGUAGGAGAAAUCGAUUUGAAAAAUUUUCCAACACCUGACGAAAUAGAAGAUCAGAUAAAUACAGCCAUUGCCAGUAGCCAAAUGGCGGCUGUGAAGGACGACGAUUAUUCAGCUCCUACUGCGGAUGGGGCACAAAUUCAUCCAGAAGACUCAAUGACGGAACCUCCAAAAGUAACAAACAUCGCAGGCUCGCAAGAAAAUGCUGAACAACCGAAACCUGCAUUACAAUCUGACCUAAAGAAAGACAUUUGUUCAGCCCUUACUUCCGAAGUGCAACUAGCUAGUCCGGUAGAAGAAUUUUCUGAACCUCCAGAAAAAACAAAAACUGCAAUCUCUGAGGAAAAUGUUGAAGAAACGAAAGCAACAUUACCAUCCAACUUUAAGGAAGACGUUUGUUCAGAUUCAACUUCAGGUGUGCCACAAAAUAAUCCGGAAGAUUUGGCUUCGGAACCACCUGAACCAGUCCCUGAAGAAACCGCUGAAACCCCCAAAACUUUUGCGCCAAAAAUCAAUACUACUUCCGAUGUAACACCAAUAAAUCCCGAAGAUUCCUCGGCUGUAGCUCCAAAAGAAACAAAUGUCGUAGUUUGUCAUGAAAAUGUCGAUGAACGGAAACCUGAAUGUUCGGCCCCUACUUUCGAUGUGAGACAACUCAGUCCGGAAGACUCGCCUCUGGAACCUUCAGAAGAAACAAGUAUUGCAGCCUCUCAAGAAAUAGUUGGAGAACAAAAACCUGAUAUUAAAACCGACCUUAAGGAAGAAGCUUAUUCAGAUGUGUCACAAAUCCAUCCGGGAGAUUAUUCACCACAAUCACCUGAACCAGAUUCUCAAAAAAAUGUUGAAGACCCUAAACCUGCUCUACUAUCUGAAUUUAAGGAAGACACUUGUUCAGAUAAACCACAAAUCCGUUCGGAAGAUUCGUAUGCGCAACCUUCAAAAGAAGCAAACAAUGCAGUGUCUCACGAAAUGGUUGAAGAACUUAAACCUGCAUUACCUACAGACUCUGAGAAAGGCGGAUGUUCGGCCCUUGCUUCCACUAUACUACAAGAAUUGCCUGAGAAUUCACCUGGUCCUGUCUCUCACGAAAAUGUUGAAAAACUGAAACCUUCUUUACCAUCCGAUCUUAGAGAAGAUGCUUGUUCAACACCAACUUCAGAUGUGUCAACUCUGCCUCCGCAACAUUCAGCAGAAACAAAAACUGCAGGACAGAAACCUGUAUUACCAUCCGACCAUAAAGGAGCCAAUUUGUCUGUCCCAACUACCAUUGUGCCAAAAAUCAAACAAGAAGAUUCGCCAACGCAUCCAUCUGAAGUAAACAAAAGCGCAGCCUCUCAAGAAAGUAUCGAGGAACCCAAACCUGAUCCACCAUCCGAUCAUAAGGAAAACGCUUUAGUCUCUACUUUAGAUGUGCCACAAAUCAAGCCCGAAGAUUCGCUUUCAGAACCUCCAGAAGAAGCAAAAACUCCAGUCUCCCAAGAAAAUGUUGAAGAAAAACAGCCUGAAAUACCAUCCGACCUUAAAGAAGAAGCUUGUUCAAUUCCUACCUCAGAUGUGACACACAUUCCCAUAGAAAAUGCAUCUGCGGAAGCACCUGAACCAGUCUCUGAAAUAAAUGUUGGAGAACCGACACCUGCUCUAACUUCGGCCGUAAUGGAAGACGCUUCUUCCACCCCUCCUUCAGAUGUUCAACAAAUCAAUCCAGAAGAUUUACCUGUGGAACCAGCUGAAGCAGUCUCUCAAGAAAAUAUUAAAGAAGCGAAAUCUGCUCUUCCAUCCGACAUUAAGAAAGACGCUUCUUCAGUGUCACAAACCAAUCCGGAAGAUUUGCCUGCCGCACCACCUGAAUCAGUCUCUCAAGGAAAUGGUGAAGAACCAAAAGAUGCUCUACCAGCCGAACAUAAGAAAGGCGAAUGUUCGGCCCCUACUUUCGAUCUACCACAAAAUAAUCCAGAAGUUUUACUUGAGACACCCCCUUGUCCAGUCUCUGCAAAAACUGUUGAAGAACCGAAAACAGCUCAAACAUCUGACAUUAGGGAAGACUCUUCUUCAGCCCUUUCUUCAGAUGCGAGACAAACAAAUCCGAAAGAUUUGCCAAUGGAACCACCUGAAUCAGUCACUCAAGAAAAUGUUGAACUUGAGAAAGAGGCUUGUUCAGCCUCAACUUUAGAUGUACCACAAAUCAAUCCGAACGAUUUGAGUGUGGAACCACCUGGUCAAGUCUCUCCAGAAAAUUUUGAAGAACCGAAACUUGCUCUUCCAUCAAACAUUAAAAAAGACGAAUGUUCGGACUCUACUUCCGAUGUGCCACAAAUCAAUCCGAAAGAUUUGGCUGUAGAACCAACUGUAGUAGUCUCCCAGGAAAAAGUUGGAGAACCGAAAUUUGCUGCACCAUCCGGCAUUAAGGAAGUCGCUUCUACUGAGGAACCUACUGGUCCCGUCUCUCAAGAAAAUGUUGUAGAAAGGAAAACUGUUCUACCAUUCGAACUUAAGGAAAAGGCUUGUUCAGCCCCAACUUCAGAUCCCGACGAUUUGACCGUGGAACCAUCUGAUCCAGUCUCUGCAGAAAAUAUUGCACAAUCGAAAGUUGGUUUACUACCAGACCUUAAAAAACCCGAAUGUUCGGCCUCUACUUCCGAUGUGUCACAAAUCAAUCCGAAAGAUUUGCCUUUACAACCACCUCUUCCAGUCUCACGAGAAAAUGUUGAUGAACCGAAAAAUGUUCCCCCAUCCGAAGACGCUUCUUCAGUUCCUUCUUCAGAUGUACCACAAAUCAAUUCGGAAGAUUUGAUUGAGGAUCCACCUGUUCCAGUUUCUCAAGAAAAUGUUGAAGAACCGAAACCUGCUCCACCAUCCGAACUUAAGGAAGAGGCUUGUUCAGCCCAAACUUCAGAUGAACCACAAGUCAAUCCGGAAGAUUUGACUGAGGAACCACCUGAUCAAGCCCCUGAAGAAAAUGUUGAAGAACCGAAACCUGCUCCACCAUCUGAACCUGCGGAAGAGGCUUGUUCAGCCCCAACUUCAAAUGUACCAAAAAUCAGUUCGAAAGGUUUGACUGAGGAACUACCGGGUCAAGUCUCUGACGAAAAUAUUGAAGAAUCGAAACCUGCUGCACCAUCCGAACCUAAGGAAGAGGCUUGUUCAGCUCCAAUAUCAGAUGUAACACAAAUCAAUUCGGAAGAUUUGGCUGAGGAACCACCUGGUCAAAUCUCUGAAGAAAAUGUUAAAGAACCGAAACCUGUGACACCAUCCGAACCUAAGGAAGUGGCUUGUUCAGCCCAAACUUCAGUUGUACUACAAAGUAAUUCGGAAGAUUUGAUUGAGGAUCCAUCUGUUCCAAAUUCUCAAGAAAAUGUCGAAGAACCGAUACCUGCUCCACCAUCCGAACUUAAGGAAGACAUUGCUUCAGCCCCAACAUCAUAUGUACCACAAAUCAAUUCAGAAGUUUUAAUUGAGGAACCACCUAGAUCACCAUCAGAACCUAAGGAAGUGGCUUGUCCAUCCCCAACUUCAGUUGUACUACAAAGCAAUUCGGAAGAUUUGAUUGAGGAACCACCUGUUCUAGUUUCUCAAGAAAAUGUUGAAGAACCGAAAUUUGCUCCACCAUCCGAACCUAAGGAAGAGGCUUGUUCAGCCCCAACUUCAGAUGUACCACAAGUCAAUGCGGAAGAUUUGACUGAGGAACCGCCUGGUGAAGCCUCUGAAGAAAAUGUUGAAGAAACGAAACCUGCUCCACCAUCCGAACCUAAAGAAGAGGCUUGUUCAGCCCCAACAUCAAAUGUAGCACAAAGCAAUUCGGAAGAUUUGCCUGUGGAACCACCUGGUCAAGUCUCUGAAGAAAAUGUUGAAGAACCGAAACCUACUUCACCAUCCGAACCUAAGGAAGAGGCUUGUUCAGCCCCAACGCCACAUAGCAAUUCGGAAGGUUUGACUGUGGAACCACCUGGUGAAGCCUCUGAAGAAAAUGUUGAAGAACCGAAACCUGCUCCACCAUCCGAACCAAAGGAAGAGGCUUUUUCAGCCCCAACUUCAAAUGUACCACAAAGCAAUUCGAAAGAUUUAACUGUGGAACCACCUGGUCAAGUCUCUAAAGAAAAUGUUGAAGAACCGAAACCUGCUCCACCAUCCGAACCUAAGAAAGAGGCUUGUUCAGUCCCAACGCCACAUAGCAAUACGGAAGGUUUGACUGUGGAACCACCUGGUGAAGCCUCUGAAGAAAAUGUUGAAGAACCGAAACCUGCUCUACCAUCCGAACCUAAGGAAGAGGCUUGUUCAGCCCCAAAUUCAAAUGUACCACAUAGCAAUUCGAAAGAUUUGACUGUGGAACCACCUGGUCAAGUCUCUGAAGAAAAUGUUGAAGAACCGAAACCUGCUCCAAUAAUCGAACUUAAGGAAGAGGCUUGUUCAGCCCCAACAUCAAAUGUACCACAAAGCAAUUCGGAAGAUUUGCCUGCGAAACCACCUCAUCAAGUUUUUGAAGAAAAUGUUGAAGAACCGAAAUCUGCUCCACCAUCCGAACCUAAGGAAGAGGCUUGUUCAGCCCCAACUUCAAAUGUACCACAAAUCAAUUCCGAAGAUUUGACUGUGGAACCACCUGGUCAAGUCUCUGAAGAAAAUGUUGAAGAACCGAAACCUGCUUCACCAUCCGAACCUAAGGAAGAGGCUUGUUCAGCCCCAACGCCACAUAGCAAUUCGGAAGGUUUGACUGUGGAACCACCUGGUGAAGCCUCUGAAGAAACUGUUGAAGAACCGAAAUCUGCUCCACCAUCCGAACCUAAGGAAGAGGCUUGUUCAGCCCCAACUUCAAAUGUACCGCAAAGCAAUUCGGAAGAUUUGACUGUGGAACCACCUGGUCAAGUCUCUAAAGAAAAUGUUGAAGAACCGAAACCUGCUCCACCAUCCGAACUUAAGGAAGAGGCUUGUUCAGCCCCAACGCCACAUAGCAAUUCCGAAGGUUUGACUAUGGAACCAUCUGGUGAAGCCUCUGAAGAAAAUGUUGAAGAACCGAAACCUGCUCCACCAUCCGAACUUAAGGAAGAGGCUUGUUCAGCCCCAACGCCACAUAGCAAUUCCGAAGAUUUGACUGUGGAACCACCUGGUCAAGUCUCUAAAGAAAAUGUUGAAGAACCGAAACCUGCUCCAAAAAUCGAACUUAAGGAAGAAGCUUGUUCAGCCCCAACAUCAAAUGUACCACAAAGCAAUUCCGAAGAUUUGCCUGCGAAACCACCUCGUCAAGUUUUUGAAGAAAAUGUUGAAGAACCGAAACCUGCUCCACCAUCCGAACCUAAGGAAGAGGCUUGUUCAGCCCCAACGCCACAUAGCAAUUCGGAAAGUUUGACUGAGGAAUCACCUGGUCAAACCCCUGAAGAAAAUGUUGAAGAACCGAAACCUGCUCCACCAUCCGAACCUAAGGAAGAGGCUUGUUCAGCCCCAACAUCAGAUGUACCACAAAUCAAUUCGAAAGAUUUGACUGAGGAACCACCUGUUCCAGUUACUCAAGAAAAUCUUGAAGAACCGAAACUUGCUCCACCAUCCGAACUUAAGGAAGAGGCUUGUUCAGCCCCAGCUUCAAAUGAACCACAAGUCAAUUCGGAAGAUUUGCCUGUGGAACCACCUGGUCAAGUCUCUGAAGAAAAUGUUGAAGAACCGAUACCUGCUCCACCAUCCGAACCUAAGGAAGAGGCUUGUUCAGCCCCAACAUCAGAUGUACCACAAAUCAAUUCGGAAGAUUUGACUAAGGAAUCACCUGUUCCAGUUACUCAAGAAAAUGUUGAAGAACCGAAACCUGCUCCACUAUCCGAACUUAAGGAAGAGGCUUGUUCAGCCCCAACUUCAGAUGUACCACAAGUCAGUUCGGAAGAUUUGACUGAGGAACCACCUGGUGAAGCCUCUGAAGAAAAUGUUGAAGAACCGAAAUCUACUCCACCAACCGAACCUGCGGAAGAGGCUUGUUCAGUCCCAGCUUCAAAUGAACCACAAGUCAAUUCGGAAGAUUUGCCUGUGGAACCACCUGGUCAAGUCUCUGAAGAAAAUGUUGAAGAACCGAAACCUGCUCCACCAUCCGAACCUAAGGAAGAGGCUUGUUCAGCCCCAACAUCAGAUGUACCACAAAUCAAUUCGAAAGAUUUGACUGAGGAACCACCUGUUCCAGUUACUCAAGAAAAUCUUGAAGAACCGAAACUUGCUCCACCAUCCGAACUUAAGGAAGAGGCUUGUUCAGCCCCAACUUCAGAUGUACCACAAGUCAAUGCGGAAGAUUUGACUGAGGAACCACCUGGUCAAGCCUCUGAAGAAAAUGUUGAAGAACCGAAACUUGCUCCACCAUCCGAACUUAAGGAAGAGGCUUCUUCAGCCCCAACUUCAGAUGUACCACAAGUCAAUGCGGAAGAUUUGACUGAGGAACCACCUGGUCAAGCCUCUGAAGAAAAUGUUGAAGGACCGAAACCUGCUCCACCAUCCGAACUUAAGGAAGAGGCUUGUUCAGCCCCAGCUUUAAAUGUACCACAAAGCAAUUCGGAAGAUUUGCCUGUGGAACCACCUGGUCAAGUCUCUGAAGAAAAUGUUGAAGGACCGAAACCUGCUCCACCAUCCGAACCUAAUGAGGCUUGUUCAGCCCCAACAUCAUAUGUAUCACAAAUCAGUUCAGAAGAUUUGACUGAGGAACCACCUGUUCCAGUUACUCAAGAAAAUGUUGAAGAACCGAAACCUGCUCCACAAUCCGAACUUAAGGAAGAGGCUUGUUCAGCCCCAACUUCAGAUAUACCACAAGUCAAUGCGCAAGAUUUGACUGAGAAACCAUCUGGUCAAGCCUAUGAAGAAAAUGUUGAAGAACCGAGACCUGUUUCACCAUCAGAACUUAAGGAAGAGGUUUGUUCAGCCUCAACUUCAAAUGCACCACAAAGCAAUUCGGAAGAUUUGCCUGUGGAACCACCUCGUCAAGUCUCUGAAGAAAAUGUUGAUGGACCGAAACCUGCUCCACCAUCCGAACCUAAGGAAGAGGCUUGUUCAGCCCCAACAUCAGAUGUACCACAAGUCAAUGCGCAAGAUUUGACUGAGAAACCACCUGGUCAAGCCUAUGAAGAAAAUGUUGAAGAACCGAGACCUGCUCCACCAUCCGAACUUAAGGAAGAGGCUUGUUCAGCCCUAACAUCAGAUGUAUCACAAAUCAAUUCAGAAGAUUUGACUAAGGAACCACCUGUUCCAGUUACUCAAGAAAAAGUUGAAGAACCGAAACCUGCUCCACCAUCAGAACUUAAGGAAGAGGCUUGUUCAGCCCCAACAUCAGAUGUACCACAAAUCAAUUCGGAAUAUUUGAUUGAGGAACCUCCUGGUCAAGUCUCUGAAGAAAAUGUUGAAAAACUGAUACCUGCUGCAACAUCCGAACUAAAGAUAGAGACUUGUUCAUCCCCAACUUCAAAAGUACCACAUAGCAAUUCGGAAGGUUUGACUGUUGAACCACGUGGUGAAGCCUCUGAAAAAAAUGUUGAAGAACCGAAACCUGCUUCACCAUCCGAACUUAAGGAAGACACUGCUUCAGCUCCUUCUUCAGAUAUGACACCAACCAAUUCGAAAGUCUUGCCUGCGGAACCACCUGCACCAGUCUCUAAAGAAAAUGUUGAAGAACCGAAACCUGCUCCACCAUCCGACAUAAAGAAAGACGCUGCUUCAGCUCCUUCUUCAGAUAUGACACAAACCAAUCCAGAAGAUUUGACUGUGGAACCACCUGAACCAGUCUCUCAAGAAAAUGUUGAAGAACCGAAACCUGCUCCACAAUCCGAACUUAAAGAAGAGGCUUGUUCAGCCCCAACUUCUAAUGUACCACAAAUCAAUUCGAAAGAUUCGAUUGAGGAUCCACCUGGUCAAGUCUCUGAAGAAACUGUUGAAGAGCCGAAACCUGUUUCACAAUCAAAACUUAAGGAAGAGGCUUGUUCAGCCCCAACAUCAGUUGUACUACAAAGCAAUUCGGAAGAUUUGCCAGCGGAACCACCUGGUCAAGUCUCUAAAGAAAAUGUUCAAGAAUCGAAACCUGCUCCACCAUCCGAACCUAAGGAAGAGGCUUGUUCAGCCCUAACGUCAAAUGUAACACAAACCAAUUCGAAAGAUUUGACUGAGGAACCACAUGGUCAAGUCUCUGAGGAAAAUGUUGAAAAACUUAUACCUGCUCCAACAUCCGAACUAAAGAUAGAGACUUGUUCAUCCCCAACUUCAGAAGUACCACAUAGCAAUUCGGAAGGUUUGACUAUUGAACCACCUGGUGAAGCCUCGCAAGAAAAUAUUGAAGAAGCGAAACCUGGUCCACCAUCCGAACCUAAGGAAGAGGCUUGUUCAGCACCAACUUCAGAUGUACCACAAAUCAUUUCGGAAGAUUUGACUGUGGAACCACCUGGUGAAGUAUCUGAAGAAAAUGUCGAAAAACCGAGACCUGCUCCACUAUCCGAACUUAAGGAAGAGGCUUGUUCAGCCCCAACUUCAGAUGAACCACAAAUCAAUUCGGACGAUUUGCCUGCGGAUCCACCUCGUCAAGUCUCUGCAGAAAUUUUUGAAGAACCGAAGCCUGCUUCACCAUCCGAACUUAAGGAAGACACUGCUUCAGCUCCUUCUUCAGAUGUGACACAAACCAAUUCGGAAAACUUGCCUGCGGAACCACCUGAACCAGUCUCUCAAGAAAUUGUUGAAGAACCGAAACCUGCUCCACUAUCCGACAUAAAGAAAGACGCUGCUUCAGCCCCUUCUUCAGAUGUGACACAAAACAAUCCAGAAGAUUUGACUGCGGAACCACCUGAACGAGUCUCUCAAGAAAAUGUUGAAGAAACAAAACCUGCUCCACAAUCCGAACUUAAGGAAGAGGCUUGUUCAGCCCCAACUUCAAAUGUACCACAAAUAAAUUCGAAAGAGUCGAUUGAGGAACCACCUAGUCAAGUCUCUGAAGAAACUGUUGAAGAACCGAAACCUGUUUCACCAUUAAAACUUAAGGAAGAGGCUUGUUCAGCCUCAACUUCAGUUGUACUACAAAGCAAUUGGGAAGAUUUGUCUGCGGAACCACCUGGUCAAGUCUCUGAAGAAAAUGUUGAAGAACCGAAACCUGCUCCACCAUCCGAAUCUAAGGAAGAGGCUUGUUCAACCCCAACAUCAGAUGCACCACAAACCAAUUCGGAAAAUUUGACAGAGGAACCAUCUGGUCAAGUCUCUGAAGAAAAUGUUGAAGAACCGAAACCUGCUCCACCAUCCGAACCUAAGGAAGAGGCUUGUUCAGCCCCAACAUCAUAUGUACCACGAAUCAAUUCGGAAGAUUUGACUGUGGAACAACCUGAACAAGUCUCUGAAGAAAAUAAUGAAGAAACGAAACCUGCUUCAACAAUCGAACUUAAGGAAGAGGCUUGUUCAGCCCCAUCUUCAGAUAUACCACAAAGCAUUUCGGAAGAUUUGACUGCGGAACCACAUGAACCAGUCUCUCAAGAAAAUAUUGAAGUAACGAAACCUGCUCCACCAUCAGAACUUAAGGAAGUUGCUUGUUUAACCCCAACUUCAAAUGUACCACAAAUCAAUUCGGAAGGUUUGGCUGCGGAACCACCUAGUCAAGUCUCUGAAGAAAAUGUUGAAGAACCGAAAACUGCUCCACAAUCCGAACUUAAGGAAGAGGCUUGUUCAGCCCCAACAUCAGAUGCACCACAAACCAAUUCGGAAAAUUUGACAGAGGAACCAUCUGGUGAAGACUUCGACGAACAUUUUGAAGAACCGAUACCUGCUCCACAAUCCGAACUUAAGGCACAGGCUUGUUUAACCCCAAUUGCAGAUGCACCACAAAUCAAUUCGGAACAUUUGACUGAGGAACCACCUAAUCAAGUCUCUGAAGAAAAUGUUGAAGAAUCGAAAUCUGCUUCUCCAUCCGAACUUAAGAAAGUGGCUUGUUCAGCCCCAACUUCAGACGUACCCCAAAUCAUUUCGGGAGAUUUGGCUGACAAACCACCUGGUCAAGUCUCUGAAGAAACUGUUGAAGAACCGAAACCCGCUUCACCAACCGAACUUAAGGAAGAUAUUGCUUCAGCUCCUUCUUCAGAUGUGACACAAACCAUUCCGGAAGAUUUGCCUGCGGAACCACCUGAACCAGUCUCUCAAGAAAAUGUUGAAGAACCGAAACUUGCUCCACAAUCCGAACUUAAAGAAGAGGCUUGUUUAGCCCCAACUUCAGAUGUACCACAAAUCAUUUCGGAAGAUUCGACUGUGGAAACACCUGGUCCAUUCUCUGAAAAAAAUAUUGAAGAACCGAAACCUGCUGCACUAUCCGACAUAAAGGAAGACGCUGCUUCAGCUCCUUCUUCAGAUGUGAUACAAACCUAUUCGGAAGAUUUGACUGCGGAACCAUCUGAACCAGUCUCUCAAGGAAAUGUUGAAGAACCGAAACCUGCUCCACAAUCCGAACUUAAGGAAGAGGCUUGUUCAGCCCCAACUUCAGAUGUACCACAUAGCAAUUCGAAAGAUUUGAUUGAGGAACCACCUGGUCAAGUCUCUGAAGAAAAUGUUGAAGAACCGAGACCUGUUUCACCAUCAGAACUCAAGGAAGAGACUUGUUCAGCCCCAACUUCAGAUGUACCCCAAUUCAAUUCGGAAGAUUUGACUGAGGAACCACCUGUUCAAAUCUCUAAAGAAUAUGUUGAAGAACCUAAACCUGCUUCACCAACCGAACUAGAGGCUUGUUCAACCCCAACUUCAGAUGUACUGCAAAUCAAUUCGGAACAUUUGACUAUGGAACCACCUGGUCCAUUCUCUGAAAAAAAUAUUGAAGAAUCGAAGCCUACUUCACCAUCCGACAUUAAGGAAGAUGCUGCUUCAGAUCCUUCUUCAGAUGUGACACAAACCAAUCCCGAAGAUUUUCCUGCGAAACCACCUGAAACAGUCUCUCAAGAAAAUGUUGAAGAAUCAGAACUUGCUCCACCAUCCGAACUUAAGCAAGAAGCUGCUCCACCUUCCGAACUUAAGCAUGAGUCAACUUCAGAUGUACCACAAAUCAAUUCGGAAGAUUUGCCUGAAGAACCACCUGGUCAAAUCUCUGAAGAACAUGUUGAAGAAUCAAAACUUGCUGCUUUAACAGAACUUAAGGAAGAAGAUUGCUCAGCCCCAACUUCAGAUGUACCACAAGUCAAUGCGGAAGAUAUGACUGAGAAACCAUCUGGUCAAGCCUCUGAAGAAAAUGUUGAAGAACCAAGACCUGUUUCACCAUCAGAACUUAAGGAAGAGGUUUGUUCAGCCCCAACUUCAAAUGUACCACAAAUCAAUCCGGAAGAUUUGCCUGAGCAGCCAACUGGUCCUUUCUCUCAAGAAAAUGUUGAAGAACCGAAACCUGCACUGCCAUCCGACAUUAAGGAGGGCGCUUCUUCAGAUGUGCCACAAACCAAUAUGGAAAAUUUGCCUGAGGAACCAUCCAGUUUUCAUGAAGAACCGAAACCUGCUCUCCGAUCCGGGGGUUGUUCAGCCCCAAUUUCGGACGUUCCAUUAGUUACUCCGGCAGAUUCGCCUGCGGAAUCUUCAACAGAAAUAAAACCCCCAGUAGCGCAACAAAAUGUUGUUAAAGAAACAGAACAUUCAAUAACUUGUGUCUGUAAGGAAGAUUCACUUUCAGGGAGAGCAAAACUUGCCGUACAUCAAGAAAAUGUUGAAGAACUGAAGCCUGCAAUGCCUUCAAAUCUUAAGGAAGAUUUUUGUGUAGUUCCUGUAUCAGAUGUGGCACAAGUUAGUCCCGAAGAUACGGCUGCGGAACCUCCGGAAGAAACAAAAAUUCCUGUCUCUCAAGAAAAUAUUGAAGAACCGAAAUCUGCAUCACCAUCAGAAUUAAAGGAUGUUCCACAAAUCAAUCCAGAUGAUUAUACUGCAGCAUCUUCAAAUGAAAAUGUUUAUGCCCUGGACACUGCAGUACAAUGUGAGCUUGCGAAUGGUUUUGGUUACACGCCAGAUGUAACACCAACUAAUCCUCAGGAAGAACCUACGUUAACUGCACCAUUAAUGUCAGUUUCACCAGAAAAUGUUGAAGAACCUGCAAUAACGUUACCAUGCCAACUGAAAGAAGAAUAUUGUUCAACCUCCACUCCGUAUGUACAACAAACCAUUCCAGAGGAUUCAAAUGUGGCAAUUGUAGAACAAACAAAAGCUUCUGUUUCACAAGCAGAACUCGAAACAACGGUUCCUUGUACAAUAAAAGCAGAUGUUAGUGCUGAUGCAACCUGUGAACUGAAAGAUGAGGAGAACAUUGAAAAACUCGAAACGUCAAAAAUUCCAGCCUCCACACAAAUCGGAGCAGUGUCAGAGGAUAUAAAACAGCCUAUUCAACAAAUUGUCUCACCACCAACGCUUGAACAACCCGAACCUGCGAUAACCAGUGAAAUGCAUGUAUCUUUGUCUGAAGGUACUCAUCAUGCUGAUUCUGUAGUAGCUCUAAAAGAAGUUACGGCAUCUAUAAGUCCCGAAUUUAGAUAUUUCGAACCUAUAGUUUUUAGUGAUCUUAAUGAAGAAUCAGAUUCAAUUUUUACAUUCGUUUUAAAUCAAUUCAAUGCCCACGAUUCGCCUUUAGUUCACUUAAAAGAAGUUGAUGAUGAUGACACCAACAAAGUGACCGAACUUGAAGUUAAACAGGAAAUGAAUCCACAAUUAAAUGAAAUUGUGUUGAUAGAAACUAAUGACAUGCAAGAAUGGAUUGAAGCUACUGAUUUACAACCCCUUAGCUCCGAAGAAUCACUUGCAUUGGCAAACAAAAUAGAAGUUCUUGAUUUAGCUUCCAGCCAAGAACUCAUGUCCUCUAUGGUAGCGCCUGUGACAGAAACAAUACCUGAAUCACCCCUCCCUGCUUCAACAACUUCAGAUAUUCUUGAAGCCAUUAAAGAACAUGUAGAAAGUGAAGGUACAAACAUAGGUUCAAAAACUCAAAAUGAAGAGCUUUCCGGGCUUAGUGAAAUGCAUUCGCUCGAUAAUAUUGUCCGCUAUUCUACAGUUACUUCAAAGCAAACAUUAGAAGCAUUGGGGAUUUCAGAAACCCUGGGGGAAAAUAAAGCUUCAAAAGGCACACAAGAAUCAGAUAAUUAUAUCCCAAGUUUAGAUAUUUCCAAGACCAUCUCAAAUAGUAUAACUACACUUCCAGAAACCAUAGUACAGGAAAAGGCACUUCAAAGCAAACCUUCCUCUUUGAAAGUAUUAGAGACUGGAGAUGGCAAAGUUAGUGAACAUCUAGCAGAAGUUACGCAUGAAACACUCGAAGGAGUCUCAGUUGUUAACCUAGAAACUCCAUCCAUGCCUAAACCCUCUUCAGAAGCUACCGUAGCUGUUACUCUGGAUGAAAUUUCGCUGUCAUAUGAAGCAGUUACCUCUAUAGAUUCCGAAGAAUGUGUGGGAUUAUCCUCAUCACUGUGUGAAAGGCAACAGAAAACCUGUUCAGCUUUACCUUGCCCACAUGGAGAAGCUGACAUAAGCACAGUAACUGCCGAAUCAUUUAAACUGAAGAAGGAGACAUGUCAGUGUACAAAAGUUAAUGAGUUAUUGGUAGAAGACACAGUAUGUGCGACAGAACUUAACGAUCAAGGAGGUAUUAUUUCGCCACAUAAAAUCAUUACAUUGUUAGAGCCGAUAGCAGAUGUUUCAGCUGAUUUGCAACAAGCAGCAAGGGCAAAUCCCACCUCCAAUCUGAAUACAUUACAAACUUCGUUAGAUUCCAGGGAAACCAUUUGUAGAUCAAAUAUUUGUUCUCUUGAAACAAUGAAAACAGAUGACAUAUCGAUUGAAGCAGUUACAGCUCUGGAACAAAUGGAAGAUUCCAAACAAGUUCCUUUACAUAAUUUCCAACUUGAUCCACCCAUGUUAUCAGAGCCUUCAAUUCAAGAAGCUAAUCUGGCUUCAAAUAUUGACUCGGAGCACAAUAGAGAAACGGGGAACACACUCAUUAGAGAAAACAGUUUAGUUGUUAUAUCCACUUCUUCUCCAAAAGAAAAUGUGCUACCUGAAAAUUGUACCACUAUAGAUAAGACAGAAGAAAAACAAGGCAUAACAGUGACCAGUGAGCUUAAACAAGAUGCUAUUGAAUCUAAUAUCGCCGGAUUGGAAGCUAGAACUAGGAAAAAUGCUAAACCAAAAGAUGUUAUAAAAAUUUCAGCAGAAUUAAGCCAAGAAAAUCUUACAAGCGAAACUGCAACAUGCUUAAAUGUAACGGAAUCUUGCCAAAUAAUGGAGGAACCCAUUUCAGCUAUAUCUUCAGUGUUAGAUGACAAUGAAACCAUCCUUGCCGAUAAGACCAAGGAGGAUUUACAAAAAGAUCCAAAAACAAGUAUUAUUUUCAAGCCCAAUUCAGAAACUAAAGAAGAGAUACUGGCAAGAAACCUCACUUAUGCUCUAAGCGCUGAAGGUGUUUUCAAAGCCGAUGAAAUAAUGCCAAGGGAACUUAAUGAGAAUGUCGUGUCAUUGGCAGAUAGUUCGUUGUUGACAAUGUCUCAGAAUGCAGACAUUUCAGUUACAGAAGAAAAUGUCUCUCCAUUAAGACCUAAGGAGAUAAUGCCUUCGGAACUAAAGGAGGUUUCGGAAGUCUUAGCUCAAAACUCGCCUGUUACGUUAAAAGCUGAAGGUGUUACGAAAGCAGGCGAUACAAUUACAUGUAAAAUCAACAAGGACAUCGUGUCAUCGACAGAGAGUUCUUCGUUGCCAUCUCAUGAAACUGAAGGUAUGUCUUUGAAACUGAAGGAAGCUGUUGGAGAGAUUUUACAGGAAGACAUAGCUCAAGUACCAAUUGUUGGUUUAAAAAUUAUAGAUGUUUUAGAAGGAGAUGAAAUAAUGCCACGAGUACCCAAUGAAGAUGUUGUGUUAUACGCAGAGAGUACAACAUUGUCUCUGUCUGAGGCUGCAGAAAUUUUAGGUUCAGCAGAAAAUGUCUCUUUAUUAAAACCCAACGAAGUAUUGCCUUUGGAAUGUAAAAAAUUUUCAAAAGAGCGUUGGCAACCUCAUUCCUUACUUCAAGAAGAAUCUCUUACCUUCAUAGCUGCUACAGGAAAGAAACCCAAUACAACAUUUGAACAAAUGGAUUUUUCAACAUCAUGUGAAUCUAAUAUUGAUACCUGUGGAGACAUUACGCCAAAUUCACCACAAAUUCAAACUAAAUUUAUCAAAAUAAAUCAAAUUUCUGAGACUUUAACAGUAGUUACCAAUAAAGCUGCUGCCAUAGAAAGUGAAGCCAACCUCCCCGCAUUGAAGCUUGUAGAAGCAAAUCCAAAUGAACAAAUCGUUCAUCAAACAGAAACAAUUACAAACAAUAAUGUUAUAGAAGAAGAGAUCAAAGCAUCACAUCUAGAAUCGUCUUAUUCCUCACCUUGUGAACUCAAUUUGCAUAUUGACAAUAAGUCGGCAGCAUUACAAAUUGAGGAAAUUUCAACUAUCAGUAGAGAAAUAAUUCAACUUUCUGAAUCAUUACCACAAACUAUAGAAGAUGCAGUUGCUUUGGAAAAUAAUGAAAAUAUUUUACUUAUAAAACCUGAAGAACAAGUAUUUUCCAUGUCAGAUGAACUAGAUAAUGUUUUAGAAGAUUUUAAACAAGAAGUUAUAACUGAAACAAAAUCAGUUACGAGCAAAGAUGUACCAAUAGAAGAGAGCAAACAACCGCAUGAAUGUGAAAAUAUAACCAAUACAUCAAAGGCAAAUUCGGAUUCCUCAACUAUCCGAUCUAUUCUGGUGAACGAACCAGACUUGGUGGCAGACCGAAUAACUCCAAUUACCAAUACAGUUCAUGACACCAAUGAUUUUAUAGACUAUAAAGAAAAUGUAUUUUUUCUUAAAGCUGUAGAAGUAGUACCUUCUGUGGAAAAAGAUAUAACUCAGGCAUUACUACAGGUAAACGAUAAUGGCACAGUAAAGAGCAAACAAGAAUUUGUACAGGAAAUUCUUGAAUCAGUAACAGAUGCCGAAUCUCCAAGACCAUGCCAACUAAAUCGGGAAAAAGUCUCAGACAUUGCGGCAGAUGCAUUACAAAUCAAACAAAUAAUAGCUAAAAUUUCUGAGACAAUAACACCAGGAACAGAAGAUGCAGUACCUAUAGAAAAUAAAGAAAUCGCGACUUUGGUACCGCGCAACCUGAACGAAGAUUCAAAAGAAUUUGUUCAAGAAACAUCUGAAGAUGUUAAGAAUAAGGCCACGCAAUUAAAUAAAAAUCAAAAGGAAACCAAAGUUUCAGUACCAUUUGAGGCUUCACAAGAACAAGAAGCCGGAACUCAAAUGGAAUCUUGUGUAACGGCUACGACUACAGCAAAGUGUAAAGAAAAACUAGAAAAGGAAGCCACUUCAUCAACCACAGCUCCUGAAUUUUCGCUGGCUUGUGAACUCAAUCUGGCGGAAGUCGCAGGUUCUUUACAAAUCAAGAACUUAACAUCCAAAAUUUCGGAACUAAGUCAAAUGUCUGAAUCAUUACCACAAGGUAUGGAAGAUGCGCUCCCAAUAGAAGCUGAAGAAAACAUUUCACCAUUGAACCUUGAGGAAAAAACUCCCUCGAUAUCAUGCAAACCAAAGGAAUCAUUUAUAAGCAAAAAUGUUGCUAAGGAACAAGAUUUGCAAACGCAUAAAAAAGAAGAAGAAAACAAAGCAAUAAGCGCUGUUCCUCAUCAUAGGCUCAGUCCAACACACGAUCCAGAUAUUGACAAAGAUUCAACACAAAUCAAAGAGAUAUCACUUGAAAUGUCUGCAAAAGUUCACAUUUCUCAAACAUCAUCUCAAGGCGUCUGGCUACAAAAACCUGAAGAAGUAACACUUUCGCUACCAUGUGAACAAAAUGAAGUUUCAACAGAGUUUGUACAAGAAACUGUAGCUCAAACCGAAUCAGUAAUAACUAUGAAUGUUCCUAACCAAGAGCAAAUACAACAAGCUCUUCAAAAUGAGAAGGAAUAUCUACAAUCCAGCGUACUUAACUUGGACAAAGUUUCAGCUAUUGCUAAUGAUUCAACAAUAAUAACACCUCAAAUGUCUGGAAUAACUCAAGAAUCUGAGACUAUACCUCAAGACAUUGAUGAGGCUUUGUCAAUAGAAACUAAAGAAAUAUUCUCACUACUGGAACCUGGAAAGGAAGCCCCUUUUGAACUAAAGAAUGUUUCAAGAGAGUUUACACAAGAAUAUGUACCUCAAAUAGAUUCAGUUACAACUGAGCAAGUUACUACACUAUUACAGCCUUCAGAGAUAAUGCCUGCAGUAUCAUGCCAACCUAAAAAUGGUUCUCUUGAAACAAAAUCCGUACCUCAAGGCGAACUAGUUACUAACCAAGAUGAUUCCGCAAAGGCCAAACAAACUCUUAAGCAAAGCCGAUCAUUAACUGGACAAACUAAUAAUCAGUUAGCCAAUAUAUCAAUGUUAACCACAGUUCAUUCAUUACCACAUAAAUUCAAUGUGGAAAUUGACCCAUCACAACUCAAUGAAAAAAUUAAAUCUGGUUGUGCUUGUAACGAAGAUAUUCUUCCGUUUGUGUCCAUCCAAACAGUUGAUCUUCAUUCUGACCCAGACACUUCCUUACAAUUGGAAGAUGAACCUGUGGUCACUUCUAUGCCACAUGAAGAACUAAAAACCCCGGCCAAUUUUGAUUCUAGUUCCUCACAAAGAGAUGCAGAACUUGUGGUUCUUGCAGAAAAUGUACAAAUAUUAGAUACAAUUACAGAAAACACAGUUUCCGAAAAAAUAGGACCACUACAAACAAAUCUAGAGUCAGCAACUAUAGCAUACCCAAUUUCGAUCGAAAGUUCUACUGUCAAUGAAGACAACACAGCUAUUUCGGAUAACACACUUCAACAAACACUGAAGCCAGAAGCAUCACCUAGCUUUUCAGAUAUGAAUCAGGCAGUUUCUUCCAUUGAAUUGAGAACACAAAAUGAUGUAAAGCAUGAUGCUCCAAAAUUGGAAGUUCCACCAUUGGAAAGAACUACUCCAACUGCAAUAUUAACCAACUUGGAAAUGAGAGCUGAGCAGUUAUUACGUUUAGUGCGUGAAUUUAAAAAUGAAAUGAAUCAGGCAUAUAAUUUACAAGUAAGUGAAGCAGAGCAAUCAAUUUCACUUUUAGAAAAAUUCGAAAUUUCCAUAUUGGUAGCAGAAGGAACCGUAGCAUCGAUUUCACAUAGACCUAUACCAAUGGUGAGAAAAGUUGAAAGUACACAAACCCAUAUACAAGAAUCGGAACCUUCAAUGUUGAAUGAUAACAAGGGAAAAAUCUCUCAUUUGACUAAUCAACAAGAGGAAAUACCUGUGCAAUCUACAUUACCAGUGGGACAAGAAACUGCAAUAACCUCGGCCACCUUUUCAUCAAUAGAAUCAAGAAUGGAGUCAAGAGGAACUGCAUUGUCGGAACCACCUGCAACAAUACCAUCUAAAAAUACACAAACUAAUAUACAAGAAUCGGAACCAUCAGUGAUGAAUGAUAACAAGGAAACAACAUCUCAUUUAACUUAUCAACAAGAGGAAAUACCUGUGAAAGUAUCUACAUUGUCAGUGGGACAAGUAACUGCAAUAUCCUCAGUGACCUUUCCAUCCAUAGAAUCCAGUAUGAAGUCAAGAGGAACUGCAUUGUCGGAACUAAAUGCAACAAUACCAUUUGAAAAUACCCGAACCCAUAUACAAGAAUCGGAACCUUCAAUGUUGAAUGAUAACAAGGAAAAAAUCUCUCAUUUAACUAAUCAACAAGAGGAAAUAUCUGUGAAAGUAUCAGCGAACUUUCCAUCCAUAGAAUCAAGAGGAACUGUGCUUUCUGUAACACCAGCAAUAAUGCGAAGAACUAAAUCAGCUACUGAACCAUUGUAUGGCUAUACAACAACAGAAGCUACUCUAGAAGUAACAUCACAAGAUUCAGUGCAAUCUUUGAAAUCAGUGCAAGGAGUAGAUUCGAAAUCAAACGAAUCUGAGCUUUCAUAUUCUCUGAUAGACGCCAGUACAAUGACCUCUUCUCAAGAAAUGAUUCAUUCAACUGACGAAACCUUUAAACUACAAAAGGAAAUCAUUUCAGACACCAUCUUAGAUUCUUCACAAAUUUUAGCAGAUACUUUAAAUUUAGCAGUGUUGUCAGAAGAAAUAAAAUCUCUUACAACAGAGUCAAAAAUAUCUGGUCCAAUUUCUAUAAAAGAACCUGUAGCAGGGCUUUCCCUUUUAAAAGACGACGAUGUUUUAGAUUCUCUGUCAGAAACCACACGUCCAACUGAGCGACCACUUAACACGCCAGUGAUAAAAUCAGAAGAGCUUUUAGCAUCAGCAGAGUCGGAAGCAGAAAAACUUAAGCUGACGGAAGAUUAUCUUCCCACAGAAGAAUUUUACGCGCAUCAGCCAGUAUCAGAAACUGAAAAUAUUGCAGUGAUAGAAACUAACCGAACAGCUUCUGCAUCGAUUUCCUGUCAAGAAGGAAAUCUCUUCGCUGCAGACAAUGAUGGAAAGUCUGAAACUCUGCAGCAUUUAUCGACUGAUCGUGUAGCCCUAAUUACGGAAGAUAUUGCUGGAAUUUCUGAAAGAGCUUCAACGAUAGAAAUCAAACCAACAACUUCUACCUCAGUAUCCUGUCAAGAAGGAAAACACUUUGAUUCCAGUAAUGAUUAUAUUUCUUCAAAAGAUUCUAACACACCCCGGCAAUUAGCGACUGGACAGAAACAUCCAGUUACAGAGAAAAUUACUGGAACUUCUGAAAAUAUUUCAAUUAUAGAAACAAUAUCAAAAACUUCUGCGGCAGUGUCCUGUCUAGAAGGAGAACCCUUUGGCUCGACUAAUGAUGAUCUUUCUUCAGAAAAAUCUGAUACUCUCCGGCAAAUAUUAAGAGACGCUAUAGUAGAAAAAAUUACAAGUAUUUCAAUGAUAGAAGUCAAACCAACUUCUUCGCUAUCAGUUGUAAGCGAGAAAGAAAAUCAACAUGCUUCAGGCAAUGAUCACCUUUUUUGUGAUAAAUCUGCCUCAGAGAAAAUGACUAGAACUUCUGCAAAUAUUUCAAUCAUGGAAACAAAAUCACAAACUUCUGCGGCAGUGUGCUGCCUAGAAGGAGAACCCUUUGGCUCGACUUAUGAUGACCUUUCUUCAAAAGAAUCUGAUACUCUCCAGCAAAUAUCAACAAUUACAGAGCAAACAUCAAGACUUCCCCAAAGUAUUUCAAUGAUAGAAACCAAACCAACUACUUCGCUAUCAGUUGUAAGCAAGAACGAAAAUUAUCAUGCUCCAGGCAAUGAUAAUCUUUUUUCUGAUAAAUCUGCCUCAGAGAAAAUGACUAGAACUUCUGCAAAUAUUUCAAUCGUGGAAACAAAAUCCAAAACUUCUGCGGCAGUUUCCUGCCAAGAAGGAAAAGACUUUGGCUCGAGCAAUGAUGAUCUUUCUUCCAAAGAACCUGAUACUCUCCGGCAACAAUCAACAGAUCCUGUAGUCUCAUUUACAGAGCAAAUUACGAGAAUUCCACCAAGUAAUUCAAUGAUAGAAACCAAAUCAACUUCUUCGCUAUCAGUUGUAAGCGAGAAAGAAAAUCAUCACCCUUCAAGCAAUAAUCACCUUUUUUCUGAUAAAUCUGCCUCAGAGAAAAUGACUAGAACUUCGAGCAACGAUGAUCUUUCUCCAAAAGAACCUGAUACUCUCCGGCAACAAUCAACAGAUCCUGAAGUCUCAAUUACACAGCAAAUUACAAGAAUUUCCCCAAGUAUUUCAAUGCUAGAAAUUAAACCAACUUCCUCUCUAUCAGUUUUAAGCUAUGACCAUAUUUUGCCAGAUAAACCUGUCACACUCGAGCAUAUAUCGGCCAAUAAGGUACCUUCAGUUAUAGAGCAAAUGACUAAAACCUCCGAAAGUAUUCGAAUGAUAGAAGCCAAACCUACAAUUUCUCCCUCAGAGAGUUCGUUACAGUUCGCUGCUGUCAAUGACCCAAACCAUUCUUCAGUUAAACAUGCCAGUCUUCAGUCUACUCAACUGACAUCUUUUUCAUCAAUUCCUUGCCUAGAAGGAAAAGACCUCGAUGCAAGUAGUGAGUUCCAACAAUCACACCCUGAACCAGAGAUAAAGACUCAUCGAGAAAUAUUAUCAAGAAAAGAAGUUUCAAAAGCAACUCACCGGAAAACUUCCCCAAGCCGUUCAACCGUAUUUACUACAAUUGAAAAUAUGAUACCGACCACUGAACAAUUGGAGUUGGAAGCAUUCUUGGCAUGUGAAAUGAGAGAUACAGAAAUUGCUAACACAACUUACGAUGCGACAACAUUCACAGAUUCUAAUUUAGAAAAUACAUUGAUGGGAAUAUUGUCCAACGAUAUGCCAGCAACAGCUGACAUUGCUAAACCUAUGCGGCAAAUAGCCAACUCAACUUCCGAAUCGGCAACAUCUACGGAUUCUGAGUUGGAGGAUACAUUGAGUGGAACCUUAUCCGAGGAUUUGCCAACCAAAGCAGCAAUUACCUCAGAUCUACAUUCAGUUGAUUUAGCUAGAGAUGAAACUAUAUCUUUUGAAGACUUAAAUUCCCCCGCUCUUAGCAGGCAAGCAACCACUCUGGAUAUAGAAAUGAAAACUGCAAACAAUAACAGCAAUUCUCCAACGAGCACAAGCUUUACCGUCACAUCUGCUGCUGCUGCAACAGCAUCAUCGCUAGGGCUUCACAGUAGUCUAAGGAAAUUGCAACGCCAAUAUGGCAUGGAAUACACAACACCGAGUAUUGAGGAUGUUAGUCAACAACCGCCAUCGCCAACAACUUCCGAACCGCCACCACCAUCACCACCACCACCACCACUAUUCGACUCAUCAUUGCCACAAACUUCCGGUAGGCUGGCCAACAUAUGCCACCAAUACAUAAAGGACAAACAUAUUAUGGCUGCGCUUGAAACCCGUCGUCGCCAAACGCUGCUUAUGCAUAAAUUUCUAAGCACAAUCGACUCAUAUCACACCAGCGACGAGGCUAGCAGUAGGGAGGAUAACUCGCAGGCUCAUAACGAGGUAUUACCGCAACCAUGUGAAGAUAAGUCUAAACUGGAUGUAGUAGUCACUAGUACUUGUGGUGAAUUAAGCCCAAGCUCUACCAAUACUAGUCACUCAGUUCCAACUACAACUGCUAAGCCUCCUCUAUCACCACCUCCAGUACAGCAACAAUUGGAAUUGGAAAGAGACCAAAGUACCAAAGUAGCACAUGCUUGCAAUUCAGCAUGCCAUGAAUAUGAGGAUGAGGAUUGUGGUAGAGAUUGGUUUAGUGUUGGUGUUACACACACAUUUCCGAUUUCAUAUAAUUUCAUUAAUGCAAUUCUUUUCUCAGAUCAAAUAAGUAGCCAUAAUGAGAGCGAGACUGCAGUAUCGAGUCGAACGACCAGCAUUGAGGAAAUUUUCACCAUGACAGAUGAUAAUGAAGAGAGUGAUGCUCAAGAGAAAUGCUGCAGUUUAGUUGAUGAGUGUAGUAGCAUAAGUAACCCAAGAAUAUCCAAAAAUUUGGAUAGUGAUUUAACAAAGACGAAAGCUACUAAACGUAGCCGGGAAUCGCCAUCAGGAGCGACAGCAACUACCAAAAGCCGCACUAAUACCACUACUAAACCUUGUCAUAUCAUCCCAGAUCAAGCAAUAGCAAGCGCAGCCCAUGCCCCCUCAACAUCAAGCAUUCAGAAAAAGAGCCAUAAUCGACAUAAUAGGAACGCAUUACCAAAGAGCAAAAAGCAAAUCCGUAUUAAAGAGAGCCAAGGCCAAAUGACCUAUUUAACAAAUAUUGUACCAGUUUCCACUACUACAGCAUGUUCCCCGGAAGUAAACAAAGAAAUAUCGGAGACACUUAAAAUUGACAUUGAGGAGAGAAAACCACCAAGUGACUAUAAAAUAAAUGAUUGCUUCACGCCCAUACAAACGAACUUCGCCAUACGAGAAACACUAUCGAAUGUCACAGAGAUUGUAACAAGUAAUGUAGAAGUAGUACAGUCGACUUCCAAGACUGUGAGUGGUGAAACAUCUGUUCUAAAACUUCACAGAGCUUUACCAGCUCAAGUCAUAGAUAAUGCUACAUCAAUGCCCGAUUCAACCACUUCAAAAAUCUACGACCGAGCAUCCACUUGUGAACCAUCACCAGGUACUAAUAAUCGAACAAACGAUAAUAAUAAGGCAGAUGCAUCAUCGAUUGUCAUACAAGACAAAAAGGACACCAAACAACAGGGGAAUGAAGUUUUAGCACAAGCAAAGGAUGUGGUACAAAGACCGAUGACUUUAAACCUUAGUCGCCAAGAUUCUGGUUCUGGUCCCAGAGGUUCAACUCCCGAGGCAUUUAAAUUUCUGCAGCCGAAGCGUAAACUAUUGGAACCAAGUCAAGUGCUUUCAGUGGAAGAAGAUGGUCAACCGAAACAGGAACCAGUUUUAGGUGCAAGCACUGAUAAACCAGUCAUAGAAAAAGAAGUUGUCCAUGCUAUGCCUUCGGUUAAGGCCUUAGCCAGGGCUUUUCUAAUGACUUCGUCUUCAAUACAUCACUCCUCGGAAAAAGUUUGGCUACGAAAAAUCAGAAGUCCCUCUACAAGCAAAAGUCCCAUCUCACCUGCAAAAUCAAUUGGAACUCCAAACAUCGAUACUCAAAAAUCUGAAGCGAUUGCAGCAGCUAUGUCUUUAGAUACUUCAUCGCAAGAAAAAAGUCUAACACCAACUGUUACUUUGGAAAAUUAUAGUGAUCCAGCUUCACCUGCAGAAUCCAUUACCAGUCCAGAGACAAUAUCUGAAAGUAUGAGUAAAGCACCUCCUGUGCGAAAAGGCGUCCUUAAAAGUAAUAUAGCUUUCUUUGAAAAUUUAAAGAACAAGUAAAUAUUAUUUCGAAAAUAGUAAAUAAAAGCAAUGGAUUAUAUAGUUAUAUAAGACCCCAUCAUAAAGUUUAUUUGAAUACUAAACUAUAUUUAUA